UGCUGUUCUCCUUCCUCUGGGGAGCCUACUUCUCCCUGCUGACCUCAUUUGCUCCUUCCUACAUCUGGUUCGUCUUCCUGAGGACCAUGGUGGGAGGUGGUGUGUCAGGCCAUGCGCAAGGGCUUAUCAUAAAAACAGAAUUUCUACCUACCAAAUACCGAGGAUACAUGCUGCCCUUAUCUCAGGUGUUCUGGUUGGCAGGAUCCUUGUUGAUCAUUGGUCUGGCAUCAGUGGUGAACCCAACCAUUGGCUGGCGGUGGCUGAUCAGAAUUGCCUCCAUUCCUGGAAUCAUUCUUAUCAUGGUAUUCAAGUUCAUACCUGAGUCAGCACGUUACAAUGUGUCCACGGGGAAUAACGCAGCUGCCCUGGCCACGCUGCAGAGGAUAGCCAAGAUGAACCGGACAGCGAUGCCAGAGGGAGUGUUGCAGGAACCUCCCAAGGAAAGAAGAGGAAGAUUCAAAGACCUCCUCCACCCUAAGUACUUAAGAACCACUCUGCAGAUAUGGAUCAUAUGGCUUGGCAUAGCUUUUGCUUACUAUGGAGUCAUCUUGGCCAGCGCUGAACUGCUGGAGCGAGACCUGGGCUGCACCUCAAGGACACCACUGAGUGAGAACCCUGGCCCUGUCUCAGAGGAGAGCCGCAGCCCCUGCUACUGCCGCCCCUUUGGCCCUUCUGCCUACUGGACCAUGAUCAUCAGCACCGUGGGGGAGAUCGCAUUAAAUCCCCUGAAUAUUCUUGGCAUCAACUUCCUUGGCAGGCGCCUGAGCCUGUGCAUCACCAUGGGAUGUACGGCACUGUUCUUUCUUCUCCUCAACAUCUGCACAUCCAGUGCAGGCAUGACUGGCUUUCUCUUCAUGCUGCGUGCCUUGGUUUCAGCAAACUUCAACACCAUCUACAUUUACACUGCAGAGGUUUAUCCCACCACGAUGCGAGCCUUGGGGAUGGGAACCAGUGGAUCACUGUGCCGUGUUGGAGCUAUGGUAGCACCAUUCAUAUCACAAGUUCUUAUGAGUGCAUCUUUCCUUGGGGCCCUGUGUCUUUUCUCAUCUGUGUGUGUUGUGUGUGCAAUCUCUGCCUUCACGCUACCCAUCGAGACCAAGGGCAGGGCACUGCAGCAAGUAAAAUGAAAGCGUUUGAUGUUGGAUUGGGUACAAAAGAAAAAGAAACCUUUGGAAUCCAUCAUUUCCUGUGAGCCACAUUUGA
Molecule: messenger RNA, 1203 nt
Organism: Meleagris gallopavo (turkey)
Lineage: Eukaryota; Metazoa; Chordata; Aves; Galliformes; Phasianidae
Source: RefSeq, a predicted model, not a curated record